Molecule: messenger RNA, 1296 nt
Organism: Vicia faba (fava bean)
Lineage: Eukaryota; Viridiplantae; Streptophyta; Magnoliopsida; Fabales; Fabaceae
Source: the annotation of a GenBank genome assembly
AUGUCUCCUUGCUCCAUAACCUCCAUAACCAACAACCUCCCCCUCCGCAAUCUUUCAACAUCCUUCAAAAAAUGGAGCACAAAACAAUACACAAUCGCCGCAUUCGCCUUACUCCUCUUCUUCUCAUACGCUUUCCUUAUCCGAUCCAAUCCCCACUCUCAUCACUCUCACUCCUACUCCAACCUCAUUCCCUUCACCCCUCUCACCAACUUCAAACAAAUCGGCGCACUUUGCUUGGAUGGGUCUGCUCCUGGUUACCAUUUCCAAGAGGGAUUUGGAUCCGGAUCGCCUAAUUGGUUGCUUCAUCUCGAGGGAGGAGGGUGGUGCAGUUCCGUAGCUUCAUGUUCUUAUAGGAAAACAACUGCUUUGGGCUCGUCUCAUUAUAUGGAUACACCUGUUCUUUUUACAGGGAUGCUAAGUUCUCUUCCUUCUCAAAACCCUGAUUUCUUUAACUGGAACAAGGUGAAGAUACGCUAUUGUGAUGGUGCAUCCUUUGCUGGUCACCCAGAAAGUGAGGUUAGGAAAGGAAGUGGGUUGUUCUUCAGAGGCCAGAUCAUAUGGGAAACUAUUAUGAAUGAACUCUUAUCAAUUGGCAUGUCGAAAGCGAAGAAGGCUCUGUUGACAGGAUGCUCUGCUGGAGGAUUGGCAACUCUUAUACACUGUGAUAACUUCAGACAAUUACUUCCAAAAGGGGCUACUGUUAAAUGUCUCGCGGAUGCAGGCUUCUUCCUCAAUGAGAAGGAUAUUCUUGGAAAUAGCACAAUGAAAUCUUUCUAUCAGGAUGUUGUUCAGCUCCAGGGUGUUGCAAAAAGUUUGCACAAAGAGUGCCUUGCUAAAAUGGAACCAUCUAAGUGUUUCUUUUCAUCCGAAAUUCUGAAAAACAUAAAGACUCCUGUUUUUCUUGUUCACCCAGCUUAUGAUUUUUGGCAGAUACACAAUAUUUUGGUACCUCAAGGAUCAGAUCCUCAUCGUCGCUGGAAAAGCUGUAGAUUGAACAUUCAAAGUUGUGAUGCUAACUUGAUGGAUACACUUAACAAUUUUCGAAGUUCUUUGCUGAAGACUGUGAACGAGUUCCAGCAACGAAAGGAUAUUGGAAUGUUUAUAGAUUCCUGCUUUAUCCAUUGCCAGACUUUGAUGGAAGAGACUUGGUUUUCACCUAAUUCUCCAAAAAUAAACGAUAAGACAAUUGCUGAAUCCGUUGCCGAUUGGUUCUUUGACCGACAAGUGGUAAAGCUUAUUGAUUGUCCUUAUCCAUGUAAUCCUACUUGCCAUAAUUUGGAUUUCACCAGAGUAUAA